AUGUCAACAGAGCAAAUAGCCUCAACAUCUCCCAGUAAUAAAGGGUACCAUGCUCGACCAACUGAGGAGGACCCUAUCACUAUAGGCCAGGCCCCAGAGGCCAUAACGAGCGCUUUCCAUAGUGCAGAACGCCCUAUUCAUACAUUAUCAGUCGCUAGCAGCGAAAUAGAGAGAACGGUUGGGAAGAUGCGCCCAAGGCCUGUUUCACUACAGCGUGAGACAACUGUCGAUUCGAACGAUACCUCGGCCACUGAGGCAUUCUUGAAUGAGUCAAGCUUGGACUCAACGCCAAGUUGUGAGGACCAGUCUCUAUCAGUCAAAAGCCAUAAUACGAAUGGCAAUACCUCAAACAAUUCAAGCUUGCAGGAUCCAUUAAAAUGUACCCUGAAAAAGCGUGAUCGAAACAAGGGCACGCAUUCUACAAAUGGCAAAUUCAGGGAGUUGCUUUUCACGCGCCAGUUUUCAACCUUCGAUAGGCAGAAUCAGCAUGCGGCGAAUAGUCCGUUUUACGGCUUCUACGUCCUGUUUUGGAUUGCGGUCGUGUUCUGGAUUAUAAAGAUGGCGGCAGACAAUUGGCGGAAGACGGGCAGCCCCUUGGGCAAGAACGAGAUUAUGAAGACUAUGUUUCGCCGAGAUGUGGUCGUGCUUUUUAUAUCGGACGGCAUUAUGUGUACAUUAACAGGUGUGAGCUGGAUCAUCCAGCGCCUUGUUGCUCGUGACAGCCUCGACUGGGAUACAACGGGAUGGAUCAUCCAGAACAUUUGGCAAUCCCUAUUCAUCAUAGGCGUGGUGGGAUUGACUUUGGUUCGUGAUUGGCCGUGGACGCAUACAGUGUUCUUUGUGUUGCACGGUCUCGUCAUGCUCAUGAAGCAACACUCAUAUGCGUUCUACAACGGCUACUUGUCUUCCAUCCAUAAGAAGCGGGAAGGCCUCCUUGCGGAACUGAAAAAGCUCGACAGCAUGCAGACCGUGGCGGGGGAGUCCACAACUUCGCCUCAGACGUCUGAGCUCUCAACUUCCCACUUGGAUCGCCGUCCCUCAGCAGCCAUGUACCGAGAAAGGAGAAACUCCAUAGCACAGUCACAGUCGAACGAGCCGGACGAUAUAGAAAGCAUUUCACGGGCGAUCAAAAGCGGACAACCUCUUGAUCUUGACCAGGCCAUGAUGUUUGAAAGGCUUAUCAAAUGGGAAAUCGAUGCUUUAGCCGAUGAGCUCAAGGGCAAGGCUACGCAGCCCUCGCACUACUAUCCUAACAACUUGAGCCUCACGAAUCACUACGAGUACAUCUUCCUCCCCACCGUGGUCUACGAGCUGCAAUAUCCACGCUCCGACAGCAUCAACUUUCUCUACGUAGCCGAGAAGGCGGCGGCUACGUUUGGCGUGAUCUUCGUCAUGAUUAUGAUCUCGCAGACUUUCAUUUACCCUGUCGUCGUUCGCACUGUCGCGAUGAAGGAAAUGGGGUAUACCACCGCGCAGCGGUUCGCCGAGUUCCCUUGGAUGCUGAGCGAUCUCGUCUUUCCGUUCAUGAUGGAGUAUUUGCUCGCGUGGUAUCUCAUCUGGGAAACCGUACUCAAUAUUCUCGCCGAGCUUACAUUCUUUGCGGAUCGUAGCUUUUACGACGCAUGGUGGAACAGUGUAUCUUGGGAUCAAUUUGCGCGCGACUGGAACCGGCCGGUACACAACUUCCUCCUGCGGCACGUGUAUCACAGCUCGAUCUCCACGAUGCGCGUGAACAAGCAUACGGCGACGCUUAUUACCUUCUUCCUGUCGGCGUGCGUCCACGAGCUGAUAAUGUGGUGCAUCUUCAAGAAGCUGCGCGGCUAUCUUCUCGCUAUGCAGAUGUUCCAGCUACCCCUCGUGCGCCUGAGUCGCACGCGUUGGUUACGCGAUAAGAAGGUGUUAGGGAACGCUAUUUUCUGGACGGGCAUAUUGACGGGCCCGAGUCUGCUGUGCAGCUUGUACUUGAUCUUGUGA
This is a messenger RNA of Xylaria bambusicola, 1974 nucleotides long. RefSeq names its product MBOAT family protein. The transcript is spliced from 7 exons. The record is from RefSeq and is a predicted model, not a curated record. Gene Ontology annotation, molecular function: ergosterol O-acyltransferase activity. Gene Ontology annotation, biological process: ergosterol metabolic process. The coding region runs from base 1 to 1974 and encodes 657 amino acids. Lineage: Eukaryota; Fungi; Ascomycota; Sordariomycetes; Xylariales; Xylariaceae. Gene Ontology annotation, cellular component: endoplasmic reticulum membrane.